AUGGAUAAUUUAUGCACAGUUUGUAUAAAUUAAAGGGCAGUUAAUCGAGAUUUUGAAUGUAAAUCUUAUAGUUGUGAUGAAAACAGUAGAAAAGGCAAUUUAGAAACUUGUUAGUCUUGUAAUAAAAAACUAUAGGGGUAGAAUUAGUAAUAAAAUAAAAAAAAAGCUGAUGAGUUAAUAAAGGUCUGUCAAAGAAGCAUCUCGUUCAUUCAUAAUUAGUAAAUAUACAUGAAGCAAUUCAUCGAGCAUUAAAUAGGGGAAUUGAUAAAUAUGCUUUAAGAGAAAUAGAAUACAUUGCAGAGUAAUCUAACUGAGAUAUUAUAAAAAAAAUUGGACUAUUACUAAGACUGUGAAUCAAGACUAAAUAUAAUAAAGAAAAAUAGCGAUUAUAAUAGAUUAAAAUAAUAGCCAUUUGUGUAAUUAGAAUAAUAUGAAGAUGAUAAAAUUCUGGAUUUUGGAAAUAUUAAAAUUUUAACAGAAGAGAUAAAGAAUUUUGGAAAACGGGUUGCUAAGAAAACUAAUUAAAGUGCAUGUUUAUAGAUUAAUAAUACUAAAAAAUAUCAGAAUAAUGCAAAUAAAGAAAACCUAAAGGAUUCUUAAGAGAAAAUAAAUUAAUCCAAUAUGUUUAUUUCAUUUUUGCCAUCAUUGGACGAUGCUACAUUAAUUUACAGAUUCGGUUAGAAAUUUCAUAUGCCAAAAUAAAAUAAAGUGCUUGGAUUUAUCUAUACAACAAAUCAAAGCAAAUUUGGUUUUUAUUAUAAUAUAGAUUAACCAACAAAUGGGUAUAAUAAUUCGAAAGACUGCUACAUUUUCUCAUUAAAUAAUAUAUAUCAAAUACCUCCUAUGAAAUUUUACCCUAAGGAAGAGUGCCAUUCUAAGAUUGGAUUUGGUAAGGAUUGUAAAGAUUUGCUCAUUGACUUUGAAAAUAUCAAAAAUUCUUCUUCAAAUUUAGGUCAAUCGUAUGAUGUAUAUUCAGAGCUUGAUAGUGAAUGUAUAUUAGCAGGUAGAUCAACUAAUUGGAAUGUUGAAAUGAUAGAGAUAUUUAGUUUGAAAUGA
Molecule: messenger RNA, 1056 nt
Organism: Paramecium tetraurelia
Lineage: Eukaryota; Ciliophora; Oligohymenophorea; Peniculida; Parameciidae
Exons: 3
Source: RefSeq, a predicted model, not a curated record